AACAACAGCAACAACCGGCCAGUGAAGGCGCUUAAAGCGAAGAUGGGACCGCACGAUAAGCCGAGGCGAACUUCGUACUCCACGUCAACGUCAACGCACCUCACCCAGCCCCGCCGAUCGACAGCGACGAUACUACAGCCGCUGCUCCUGCUGCUACUGUUUGCCGUUACCAUCGUCCAGACUGGUCCCGUGAUCCGAUCGCGUCGUAUGAUCCGCGAGAUUUAUGUAGAAAACUCGGCCGCGGCCGCAGCAGCAGCAGCCGCCACCGCACCCGCAACGAUCGCCGAAAGCUUCUCAUCAGCUGAAGCCUCCGGCGACAGCGAUAUCGCACCGGCUGCAGACUUUGUCGCAAGAAGCGAUAUGUGCCUGCACGACGGAUCGUACGUCGAGCGAUCGACGAUUUCGUGCGAGAAGAAGCACGGUUGCCGUGCGAUCCAGAAAACCGGCGAAUGCUGCCCGGACUUUCAGUGCGAGUGCCAGAAGGAUGGCAAAACGUACGCCAACGGUGAGAAACUGUUCGAUCCCAACACACCGUGCCGUUCCUGUUACUGCCAGGGCGGUGAGGUGACGUGUAGCGAGGUGAGCUGCUACAAGCGGAACGAUUGCGAUCCCAAGUACAUCCCUGGCCGAUGCUGCCCGGAAUACGACAACUGUCCACCGUUGGAACACUUUAAAUUAUCGGAAUCCAGCGGAGCGAAAGACACCGAACCCGUCGGCCACGGCAAACAGGAAACGAAUGAAGUGAACGGACCGGCACAAGCGGCCACCGCGGAAACCGAGGAUCUACUGACCGGACAUCAAAAGCAAUCCCCCUCCACUACACCAGCUGCAUCGACGACGACAACGACAGCAACGACGACAACGACGGCGGCGGCCCCAGCACCCUCGCACGAUAAUCCGCUCGGCAUCAAGAUCAAAGAAAUCACCAAAGCGGAAGAGAUCCGGCUGACCGACAAUCGGCCACCACCGCAGACACCGGAACAACCAUCACCGGUCGUGCCACACAGCGAGGAGCUGGUCAAUCUCGAGCAUCUCGACGUACACGUACCGGACGAUGACGGGGAGAAUGGGACGAAAAUCGUCCGCCACACCGACACAGCCGAUGGCCACGGUGAUACGAACGACGUCAGCUCGUCGUCGUCCGCGAGCAGCGAAUCCGGAGAGCCCCAGUGGCAUGGCGCCGGUACGUCGGCCGAGAAUCGCGUGGAAUCGAACGAAUCUUCCACCAGUGGCAGCGUGUCGGAGUCCGAUGAGUGGUUAAGUGUGAAGGAAAUGGCGGACGCGUCGACCUGGGCACCAGGGAGCACCACCACCACCACCACACAAGCACCGGCGAAUCCAUCAACGAGCGAUACCACGGAGGAAGAAGAUGAACGAGACCGAAAUGAGGCGGCCAAGAAACCAUCGAAGCAGGACAAUGGACUGCCAGCCGUGGUACAGAUCGGUGACAAGCUCGUAAUCGUGGACCACAACCAACCGAAACCGAUCACAGUCAUUCAGGUGGAGGAAGUGGAAGGGUUGCAGCGAGGCGAAGAUGAUACUGUGUACGAUCAGGAGAUGUACACGGAGCGAUCACCGGUGGCCAGCGAAUCGGGUACGGCACGGGAAUCGUCGAAGAAACUGAAGCUCCACCAGGCCGCUGAUCAGGAACAGGAAACACUCUCGACGCAGGCCGACUCCAGUGGUUCGUACGAGACCGUCUGGCACGGUUCAACCGAGGUGGUGGAUCUGACGUCGGAAGAGAUCUACGACACGCAGCACUAUACCGAGGGUCCCGAUGGGGCCGGCAAUGACACGACACAGAACGCCACGGUUUCCGGUGAGCUGGAUUCCGUUAGCAAGGAAGACUUCCUACAUAUGGAUCCUUCGAAGGAACCGGCCAAGCUGUUGGCGAUUGGGAAGGAUGUUGAUCAGACAACGACUGCCACCUUGGCGGCCGGUAGCAGUGAUGCGUACAGCAGCACCACCGAUGAGGGCAGUACCACCAUCUCCGAUCUAGCGAUCUCCCUCAGUACCGAAGCUUCCGGUGAUGGUGCUAUCUACGAUACGCGGUUCUACACCGAGGAGCCUUCGUUCUCCUCCGAGGAAGUGAAAUGGCAAGGACCAACCGCGAGUCCAAUGGCACCAGAGGUCGAAGCUUCGACUCCGGGAUCCAGCAGUAGCUACGCAGGGCGCGAUCACGUCCCGAUUGCCGAGGAGCUGGUGACGCACGGUAAAACCUACAUCGAGGACGAUGAGCACGAUCUCAUUCAGCCCGGGUUCCAGCCGAUCCCGGAAGACUUUAGUCUUCCGCAGCGCGAUCAAGCGGCGCACGAGAUGAUGGGCGAUGAGAUGGACCAGCACCAGGCGGUGACUGCCGCUCCGGCUCCAGUCAAAAGUGAAAAACAGGAGAACCGUAUUCUCGUGGAAGCGUUGGAAGGGUUGACGAGUAAAAACGGAACCACGACCACGGUUCGACCGACCACGGAUAAAGAGGAAUCAUCAACGGAAGGUGCUGCCGGUGGCGGAGCGUCACAAGAGGAAACCUCCAACUCACCGGCGUGGCUAAAGGAAGAUCCGAAAGCUCCACAGCUCCGUUCGCCCGGUGAACCGCUUCUGAUCCCGGAAUGGGAACGUCACAACCGAACUGCCAAUUCGACGAACUCCUCCGAGGAAGAGCUGGAUGCCGGAUCCGGUGAGCGCUCCAGUAGUGCUGUGACGGGAUCCUAUCACCUGCUAAAGAUGGGUUCGGAUGAAUACCUCGAUGCUGGAUCACUAGAGGAAGCAACUGGCCAUGAGGACUCGUCGUCUACUACGAUCAGCGCCCCACUGAAGGCUGCCAGUCACUCCGAAAAGGAGGAGGACGAUGAUGACGAUGAUAACGAAGAUGAGCAGGCGAAUUCCAAGGCGAGUGCAGCAUCGUCUUCAUCGUCGGCAUCAUCCGUCGAUCGAUCGUUGCUGGACAUUGACUCACCGGCUGACGCGGUCACCGAACAGUCGGACAGUGUGAAGCACAAUCCCAAGAACGAUGUCGAGAGCUUGAAGUACGACGAGGAUGAGAAUAAUGCGACCGCGGACGAGGCGAUACCGAAGAAGGUGCAACAGCUGGAACCGUCCGGUCACGGGCCCACGAUCACCAGUGUUUGAGGUGGUCGUCCGGAGUGAGGGCGUGAGGCGCAACUAGUAGAUACACCCCACCCCCCUGCCCCCCAUGGUGCCAGUUAAUACAUUCCUCGAAGCGCUCGUGCGCCGCCCCCCUUUUUUCCUGUCCUUCCCUGAUGCUGUGUGCCGUGUGCCAUCGAGUUUUAGAUUCCCCCCCCCCCCCCCCCUUUCUCGGCUCCCAGUUAAUGGUCACCCCCACGACCCUCAAACCGAUGGUUAUGUAUAGGAACGGCCCAAGGUGCCACAACUUAUCGGUGCAAAUUAUUUAUUAACGCAACGCAUCGCAACCAUCAUCGGUCCUUUGCGUGGAGGUGUCUGAGGUUGCUGCGUUCUGCGAUCAACUCCUCGAUCAGCAGCCCAGGGAGAGCGAUAGAAGCGAGUGUGCGAGAGGCGAGUGGGCGUUUGUUGUCCCACACGGGAGCAGGUACACGCAGGCACACCGCCAGAGAACCAGAGGGAAACGCCAUGCCGGAUUUAGUUUACACUUUAAGAGAGAGACUGUUGUGUUAGAAGAAGAGCGGCGCUAGUGAGUACAUAUUUAUUAAUUAAAAUACUAUUUAUCAGGCCGGUGGUGUGGCAGCACCCCAGCAGAUCCCCCCAUUCUACCGGCCCCUCGGUUAGUAGGCCACCCUUUUCUCCCGUUCCGUCUCCGUGCUUAACACGAGCACCAUCCUCAGUGCAGGAGUCUUUGGCCUCCUUCCUUUCUCUCUCUCUCUCUCUUUAGUAUGAUAUGGAAAUGCAAGGAAAGCAGUGGUUAGGAUUUAAAAAGGAUUACGAAUGCCGAUAGCAUCAUUGAUAGCAUUUCUGAAACCUCACCUCACGCGGGUUUCUCGGUGCUUGAACCGCAGAGUGGUGCAGAAGAGAUGCUGAGGAAAGUUUCUUCGUUAGCUGGCUCGUUAGUGGCAGAACCAGCAGCAGCAUUUUCGAUUCAUUGAAAGAUGUUUCAUUUGUUUCCAUAAUAUGAAGAUUAGCAAGACUAUUAAAUAUCGUUAGACUAUACGCAGCACAACUUUAUCUUUAAGCAACAUCCCCUCGGCCCCUCCCCAAAACGCAGCAACAAGCAGUACAGAGCAGAGUCUAGGAGUAGAGUCGGUCGGCCUUUCGGGGUUUGGGAAGGGGACGGGGACGGGGGGACGGAGGGAAUCGAUAAUUACAAUAUAGAUAGCGAAAUUAAAUACUAUUCGAAAAAGUGUAAAAAGUGACUGUACGGAAAACUAUACGGAAUGGAAUAAAGAUUUCAUAAGGAAGCG
Messenger RNA from Anopheles aquasalis, 4391 nucleotides. RefSeq lists its product as uncharacterized. Lineage: Eukaryota; Metazoa; Arthropoda; Insecta; Diptera; Culicidae. Gene Ontology annotation, biological process: positive regulation of BMP signaling pathway. Gene Ontology annotation, cellular component: extracellular region. The record is from RefSeq and is a predicted model, not a curated record. Gene Ontology annotation, molecular function: BMP binding.